Ostreobium quekettii is the source of this 2394-nucleotide messenger RNA. The record is from the annotation of a GenBank genome assembly. Lineage: Eukaryota; Viridiplantae; Chlorophyta; Ulvophyceae; Bryopsidales; Ostreobiaceae.
AUGGAUUGGGCUAGUCUGAACGAUCAGGCCAAUCAGCUGUUGGAGCGGGGACACCCUAGCCAACCUCAGAUGACCAGGAACCUGCCGCAGGUGGCUCAGUUCUCGCACCAGCUGAAAGACCGCGUGUCGGUGAGGGACGUGAAGCAGGAGGAGCUGGCGGCGACUCGUUUUUUCGCGAGGGAGGGAAUCGAAGCUGAAAGGCCGCCGGACGGAUUGUCAAUGCAGCCCAUGGAUGGGGAGGCAGGCAGAUCACCCAUACCGGCUGCUGAACUGGAAAAGUAUUUUGACGGCCGACAUUAUGAAGGACUGAAGCAGAGAAAUGUGGUGGAGGCUAUUGCAGCUGCAGACAAAUGCAUAGAACACACAUGGAGGAAUUACAUGGGGAAUGUGUGGCGCAGAAUGUCAUCGAAUCUGGGCGAAUCGUGGAAAUUUGACGGCGCAGGGCCUGUUACCACUACCCGAUCUCAGGCGCCUGGGCUUAUGUCCGGCUUGCCUUCACCCCUGCUCGCUUUACCUCCACCAACACCCGCAACGGGGCUGGUCGAACCAGGCAAGCCAAACGUGGCCCCAAAAGACCAAGCUUAUGCGAGCGUCAUCGGUCAGCUCGCAACGCCUUCGGGACGGGAUUUGAAUGCUGGAUCACUGUUCCUAGAGGCGGUAGGCAAGCUGAAGGAAACCCCAUCUUCUGUUUUGGUCACCUGGAAGCUCCUCAACAAGAUGCUGGGGCAGCUCAGCACCACUGCGCCUGGACCCCGCAUGCAUUGGAACAGCGUGCGAGGGCUGCUGCGUGGUGCAAGGGCCUUCAUGGAAGAGCACUUCAGGAGCAAGCUGGUGAAGAUGAUCCAAGGUAGUCGCCUGGUGGCCGAGCGGGGUGGUGACUUGGAUCAGCUGAAGGAGGUGCGUGCGUACAUCGCAGUGUACCUGAGGGAGCUCAGGCCACUCGACUUCCAGGAGGUGCGCGGCACCAGGACAGACUGGGCACAGGUGUACUACUGCCUAAUGGCUGGGUAUGUUGGGGAGGCAGUCAGGGCUGCGGAGAAUGUGUACUGGCUUGCUGGAAGGCAGGGGAGCAAGGACCUGAAGGACUAUAUAGAGGAGUGGGCAGAUGGGGACAUAGCAUCAGCAGACAGGCUCCUCACUGAGUACCCCCACUUUUUCGCCAAUGUUGAGGAGUACCUGUGGUUCUUCGCUAGCACUGUGAGGCAGCGCAGGGAGUCCUCUGUGGGUAGGUCAAGCCCCCCCUUAGGUUCUCACCCAGUCAUGGCCUUCACACUGUCAGACUGGCAACAAAGGGUUCGGAGCCAGCCGCCAGAUUACUACACCAACAAUGGGGCAGAGCCUUUCACAUACAUCAGGGUUUUGCUGACCAGCCUGCAGUUCAAGACUGCCCUGCAUUUUCUCACAAACUCCCCAGUGAUGCAGAGUCACAUCCCAGAUGCAGUGCACAUGGCAGUGGCACUACAGCACCAUAAUGUGCUGCAGACUGGUGGAGAAGGAGACAGUGGAAUGAACUCCUUUGGAUUCGAUGUUGGGGAACUCGUGCGUGGCUACGGUCGUCAGUUUGUCCACACCGAUAGCUCUCUGGCGAUGCUGUACUAUCUAGAGGCAGCAGAUGUGAAGGGUGGCUCCCUGGAGCUUCGGGCAGCAGCCCUGAGAGACCUUCUGAGCGAAUCGAGGGAUUAUGGUACAAUUUUGGGUGGCGGUGGAACGGUGGGUGGCGGGAGCGCAAUGAGGGAGUGUGUUCCUGAAGAAGCACAGCGCCUCCAACUGAUCAGGGCGGCCGCUGCUCAAGCACAAGAUGCAUCGCAGCUUGAGGAAGCUGUUGAGCUCUGCAUGGCAGGAGAUCAGCCUGUCAAGGCCUUGAAGAUUCUGAACCUACAAAUUGCCCAGGCACUGCAAAGAUUUUACAAUGAACUGCGAAUGAAUGGUGAAAGAGUGCAAGAGCUUUGGCAUGAAGUGGAGAGACUGGCAUCAAGGUGUGCAGAUGCGCAGGAGAAGGUGGGAGAGGAGCGCACGUACGAUGACAGAAGGCAGCUUGCUGCCUGUGAGCAGCUGAUGUUGGUCAAGGCUGUGGUUGAGAACCAGAUUCAGAACAGGACAUCUGAAGCAAUUGCCAUUAUGCCCAAGCUCACGUUCCUUCCCAGUGAGUCAGUGGAGGCGGAGCAGUAUGGAAAGCAGGUUGCACUGCUGCAUCCAGCGAUAAUUGAUGCAAUGCCAACACUCCUGCGAUCGCUGGGAUCGGCCCUUCGUGAUGAAAUGGAUCGCCGUGGUCGUGAGUUUGUGCAUGGGAAACUGAUGGCCCUCUGCCUAUUCUCGGGCAGCAUCCCGGCACCACACAGGCCGCCACAAGAUGUGUGUGGGGAUUUGGCACAGAUGGUUGAAGCCGUUCGAUGA